CCUGAGAUAAAUCUCUAGCAUCUCCAACACAGGCGCCAAUCCACAUGUUAUGGCAAUAAUAGUUACUAGUAAAACUAAAAAAGUAACUUCUCUCAAUCGGUGGCUGGCAAAAUCCAUCCAAUGAUUCCAAAGUCAGCGCUUCGUGGCAGUGCCAGUGCUAAAUAAAACAACACGAGCAAGAGAGACAAAAAAAAAAUUAAUACAGUACGUAGAAUCCAGUGUAUAAUCUCUCUCUCUCCUCUCUCGUAACAGCUAAUUAUUCCGUAGUUAUAGACGACAGAGUACCAGUACAUCAGUGUACAGUAUCAUACAGUACCAGUAUGAGUACGUCCAAAAGGUUGGGAGUAGUGAAAAAAAUAAGCUGCUAGUUGUCAUUAGUAUUAUUAUUCUACUUUCAACUCCAUCGACAUCGACAUAAAAUUAGUGAUUCCCAGAUCCUAGCAGUUGGACCAGACCAACUUUAUCAAGAUACUCAUCGCCGUAUCUUAAUCUUAAUCUCAAAUUAUUUUAUUACUGGAAACUAGAACCGUGUGACCCAGCAAUCAAUUGUUAAUAAUCAUAAAAAAACAAGUGAUCGUGAUUACCAGCUUUUAAAAGUAAUCCAGUGACAAUGGGUAAAACUUAUUGCCAGUCGUGUAAAAAGAAAUGUAGUGGUGAGGUGCUGCGAGUUCAAGACAAGUACUUUCAUAUCGGGUGUUUCAAGUGUGCGCAAUGCAGCGCCAGUCUUGCUCAAGGCGGAUUUUUUGCUCGCGAAGGAUCGUAUUACUGUACAAAGGAUUAUCGCGAGCGCUGGGGUACUAGGUGCGCUGGAUGCGGUGAAUACGUUGAGGGUGACGUGGUGACUGCUGGCGAGAAACACGCUUUUCAUCCCAACUGUUUUCAUUGCCAGAGGUGUAGACAACCGCUGUUAGGUCAAGGAACUAAAGUUACUCUGGUUCAAGGUCAAGCUCUGUGUCAUCGGUGCGUCAGUAUACCAGUACGUGAAGCAUCAACGCCAAUUGGAAGUAAAACUCAUGACAGCCGAUCAAAAACCGCGACUGCUCGAGACAGCAGUAAUGACGCUGGUGCCUGCGCUGGGUGCAGUGAAAAACUCCAAGAGGGACAAGCCCUGGUUGCAUUGGAUCGUCAGUGGCAUGUUUGGUGUUUCAAAUGCCACAGCUGCGACAGUGUACUGCAUGGCGAGUACAUGGGAAAAGAUGGUGUCCCGUAUUGUGAGAAAGAUUAUCAAAAACAAUUUGGAGUCAAGUGCGCUUACUGCAGCCGGUAUAUAAGCGGGAAAGUUCUUCAAGCUGGUGAGAAUCAUCACUUCCAUCCGACUUGCGCCCGCUGUACCAAGUGCGGAGAUCCGUUUGGGGAUGGAGAAGAAAUGUACUUGCAGGGUACUGCUAUAUGGCAUCCGCGGUGUGGUCCAGGACCCACUGGAACCAAUGGAAUUGUCAAUGGGCAUGGAACUAGAGACGUACAUACUCCUCAGCACAGAGAAUCGGAACGUAUAUCUAGUAGCGCAUCUGAGAUGCAGUUUUCAUUGAGAUCUCGCACCCCAAGUCUCAACGGGUCAAUAUGCAGUCCAUACAGCAGCUUGAGUCGCAAGUAUUAUCCAGCACGAACCGGAAGCCCUGGAUUAAUUUUGAGAGAAUAUGGACGCGGUAAUGCGGAAGAUGUUUCGAGAAUUUGUACGUAUUCUUAUCUAACAGAAGUACCGAGUCAAGGAUACUUGAGACGUCCGAUUCAGCCUUACGAUAAACCACCGACUAGUCCACAUUUUCAUCGACCGAAUUCAUCACGUUCGAUAAGAAGCAGCGGAGGUCGAAGCAGUCGCUCAGGAAUGCGAGCACUGGUAGAUGCACUGAGUGAGACAAGACCAAAAUCUCCAGCAGCUGGUAGUCAAGUGGACAAUGAUGAGCCAAUCGAACUCGCUCAUUAUCCAGAUGCUAUGAAACGUCCACCGGGAGCUAAACCGCCGAUUGAACGGGAUGAUUUUCCAGCACCGCCGUAUCCUUACACUGAUCCGGAGAGACGCCGACGAUGGUCUGAUACUUACAAGGGAGUGUCAGAUGAUGAAGACGACGCUGUUACAGACGGUACCGACCGCUCAGAUAGAUUAGACGGCGAGCGUAAAAAUUAUAUCAAAGAAGUUGAACAGAAACUAAAAAAAGAACAAGACGAAUUGAGUAAAAUUGAUACUGGAAUUGCUAAAGUAUUUCUUCAUGACAUAGAAAAAGACCGUGAAAAUUUACGGCAUCGCGCCGCGAAUGUCGAUCCGCGAAACGCUUCGAGAACUCCUUCGGCAGCUAGAGAACCGACUUACAGAUUACGAUAUGAAAGCCCCGUUGGUGCUUCUCCAUCAAGAAAUAUUGAUCACGCACGACCAUGGGAAGACGAUGACGGCGUUAGUUACAAAUCCAGUACCGCUCCAAGCUACAAUGUCGGAAGAUCAUCGGCUCGUUCCCCGGCACCCAGAAACUAUCCACCUCUCGGUAAUCAACGCGCCUUCACACUUCCAAACGCUGCUAGGCACUAUCAGUCGGUGAUUGUGAGCUCCCUCCGACACAUCCCGAAGCCGGGAUACGGUCUGGCACCGCGAAGUCACACCUUCUCGUCUACUGGUGGUUCUGUAUCUGCUCUCCCUGGUGAUUAUUCAUUCAGCGGCAUGGGAGACAAAACCCACAGCACUGAUUUUUCAUCUGGCAAAUCAGAUAUAUCAACAGGCAGCAUUACGGAUGUGGACAGACGAGCACUGAAUGAUGGUGGUAUUCUUCCCUCAUCGACAACGUACACUGGCGGACUAGGAACAGUCGGUUCUGGAACUCAUGGUCAUCAUAUAAGACGUUCAUUACCAGACAUGGGAGCAGCACCUUCAGAACCACCAAAGCUUUACCCAUAUCAUUUGCUUCUUAUUACGAAUUAUAGGCUGCCGGCUGACGUUGAUCGCUGUAACCUUGAGCGGCAUUUAUCGGACGCUGAAUUUGAAGCAAUACUACAAUGCAACCGCUCUGAGUUUUAUCGACUGCCCCAAUGGCGCCGGAAUGAAAUAAAACGGCGCGCUCGACUCUUUUAAUUACUUUAUUGUAGUUUUAAAAUUACUCUGACAUAAGUGCCGAGUGCACAUUCCUAUUACAUUAAUUGAAAUUUAAAUUCUUUCUAUGAAAAAAAAAAAAAGAA
Messenger RNA from Microplitis mediator, 3162 nucleotides. RefSeq names its product actin-binding LIM protein 2 (gene Unc-115a). The transcript has 16 exons. Lineage: Eukaryota; Metazoa; Arthropoda; Insecta; Hymenoptera; Braconidae. Bases 611 to 3058 code for a protein of 815 amino acids. Gene Ontology annotation, biological process: cytoskeleton organization; lamellipodium assembly. Gene Ontology annotation, cellular component: actin cytoskeleton. The record is from RefSeq and is a predicted model, not a curated record. Gene Ontology annotation, molecular function: actin filament binding.